UAUUUCCAAGCCUUUUUUAAUAGUUAUACAGCAUCCUGGUUUCCUGUCUUUAGGGUGGUUGUUUAUUUGCCCGUCAUUCUCCACCAGGAAUUAAUGUUACAGAUUGCUAUUGGCCAAGACAGACUAUAAAUUUAGAUGUUCUUCUCUUAGGUUAACAUCACCUACAUGUUCCAGAGGAAGGUAUGAUGGAUUAUUAUUAAUACAAAUGUUAAGAACUUCAUGAAUUGUAAAGCUCUGAUGUGCUCUGCACUAUUUAUGCACCAGACCAGUCAAGAUCAUUGGAUUGUUUUACAUUAGUAUAAUGACAUGUUAAUGCGAUAGUCUGAACUUUACCUCCUCAGAUCUGGAAGGCACUGUGAGUGCAGCAGAUGGAUGAAGCAGAUCGCAUUGAUCUGCAGAUUCCAGAGGAGCCUUCACUUUGUUUCAGCUCCCUCAAUACCUCGUGUUUGAAGAUUGAUUAUCGUCUGGAAGUUCGGGUUUUGCUCUACAUCCUCUUUAGCACGUCUUCUCUUAUCACUGUGAUCGGAAACCUGCUUGUGAUUAUAACUGUGGUACAUUUCAGGCAGCUGCGCACAUCAACUAAUUACCUCAUUCUCUCUCUGGCUGUUGCUGACCUGCUUGUAGGAGGAAUAGUGAUGCCUCCUAGCAUGAUACGAUCGGUGGAAACUUGCUGGUAUUUAGGAAGCACCUUUUGUAAAAUACACAGCAGUUUGGACGUCACCGUGUGCACUGCGUCCAUUUUAAAUCUGUGUAUUAUUUCUUUAGAUAGAUAUUAUGCUGUAUGUCAUCCGCUUCUCUACUACAGUAAAAUGACUCCAACUACCAUUAGAUUCAUGAUUGUUGUGUGUUGGAGCAUUUCUGUCUCUGUCGGGUUUGGAAUGAUAUUUCUGGAGCUCAAUAUUCUUGGAAAUGAAGAGUUUUAUUACAGUAACUUUGUGUGUGAAGGUGCAUGUAUGGUGUUUCAAGCCAAAGUGGGAGCCGUGGUGUUUUCUAUGCUCUGCUUUUACAUCCCUGCUGUAAUCAUGCUUUGUGUGUACCUGAAAAUCUUCCACACAGCACAAAGACAAGCUCGUGCAAUUCGAUCCACAAAUGCACAGAUGAAGACGGUCGACGACAAAGCCACCAUAAGCAAGUCGGAAAGGAAGGCCACGAAAACGUUAGCUAUAAUUGUGGGAGUUUUUUUGACAUCCUGGGUGCCGUUUUUUAUCUGUAACUGCAUAGAUCCAUUUAUAGGAUAUUCGGUUCCUCCAAUUGUGUUUGAUGUAUUUCUUUGGGUUGGAUAUUUUAAUUCUACAUGUAAUCCGAUAGUGUAUGCAUUUUUCUACAGCUGGUUCAGACAAGCUUUUAGAGUCAUUCUAUCUGGGGGAAUAUUUCGACCCAAUUCCUCACACACCAGACUUUUUUAAGGGCUCUUUUCAAACUGUAUAUCGCCUGGUUCAAUUCUAGCAACAUUUAUUUCAGCUGUUCUGUUCCCACCUUCUAUUUUUACAGUCACUUGUGUGUGCACAUGUCUUUGGAGCUUAAUUUCUAUUAAUGUUAUUUACAGUGAUCAUCGCUCAUAUAUACAUAUAAAACACAUAAAAAUGUGUGUGUGUAUUCCAGCUUAGGGCUGAUGGAGUUUAGGGCUGUAGACCAUGUGACUGGAGGUGAACUUGUCCUUCUGGUACCCGAGUAAGAAAUUUCCAUGGAGACUUUGCUCCAUAAGCACUAACAUACUGUGUUUAUAAUUGACACUGGUUAUGACCUGCCACGCAAAUGAUUUAUUAAACAGAUGUGGACAUCGUUGUUGUUUUCUGCAGCUUUUUUCUUUUAGCACACACCUUUAAUAAUAGAGACUUAUAGAAGUGUUUUAUAAUAAGUAUUGAAAAAUGUAUUCUCACUAUAGUACAAAUAGAUCAAAGACCAAGAUUUGCAUUAAACUAAUCUUCUGUUACAGAGUCAUUAGUGUGGAACUACAGGUAUUGUCAGGUUUAGGGUGGGUUUUUUUCUUUUCUCCAUUUCCCGACAGACUAGGUUUAGGUCUUGCUCAAGUGCUUAAUAAAGCGUUGAACACAGCCAGGUGAAGUUUAUUCAACCAUAUAAAGGCUUCUAGGUUUCACUUUUAAAGAUUUAUUCUGGCUGAACUGGAGUUUCAUGACCUGACUGAUUGUAGGUCUGUCAAGAGAAAGAUUUAUGGCAGUAUCUAGUGCUCCUGGAUAUUCUACCCUGGGGCUAAUGACCCCAUAAAUGUCCUCAUUGUUCUCCCACAUUGUGUUGAUUAUGAUUAUAAUCACAUUGUCCAUGUUUUAACCUGAUUUGUUAGUUUAUUUAUGUUCUGCUGUUCUUUAUCUCAUUGGGCCAUAUCACCGUUUAUUUGUCCAAACCUAGGUUUCAGACUUUCACUCUGAUUCCCUUUUCCUAGAUCUUUGCCUGUUAGUUCUUUGGGAUUUGUAAAUAUUCUGA
This is a messenger RNA of Tachysurus fulvidraco (yellow catfish), 2442 nucleotides long. RefSeq names its product trace amine-associated receptor 1-like. Gene Ontology annotation, molecular function: trace-amine receptor activity. Bases 369 to 1406 code for a protein of 345 amino acids. NCBI's taxonomy places the organism in Eukaryota, Metazoa, Chordata, Actinopteri, Siluriformes, Bagridae. The transcript has a single exon. Gene Ontology annotation, cellular component: membrane. The record is from RefSeq and is a predicted model, not a curated record. Gene Ontology annotation, biological process: adenylate cyclase-activating adrenergic receptor signaling pathway.